AAAAAAAAAUUGGUUAAGUAUUUUUAACACAUAGAACGCCUGGAAGCACCAAAAUGUGAGAAGCAGAAGCAGUUAGGGGUCCGACUCCAAUGGGUUAGGGGGAGGGGUCGUGUGACCCUCGGUCAGGUCCAGGACGAUCCUUUUUUUUUUUUUUCCAUUAUUGUAGACAAGUGUGGUAUUCAUAAGACAUUAAAUAGUCUCUAGAUUCAUUAAUCAAUCCGGAUUACAGCCCAAUUUAUGAUGUCUUAGUAAUAUAUGCAAGUUUAUUUGUAAACUCUAGUUAACUGGUCAAUUUAUAUUGAAAUCUAAGUGUACAUGUUUGACAAAGUAUGUUAGAAUUGCUAUAAACAAAAAUUAAAAAACGUCUCAUGCUCAAUAUGUAUGCAGAGAGCGCUUUUCAUUUUAAUUCUGCUUCUCCAUUUAAAAAAGUAGGUAACUGUGAAAUAAUGUAGGCAAAUAAAACAUGAACGUGCAGUGUGGCACGUCAUUUUAGGUAAUGUGCACUUGAUAAGCUAUAUAUAUGAUGAUCUGACCAGUAAACCAAACUAAACCUUCCCUGAUAUAAUAUAUUGCUCACAUGAUGACCAUUUAAACCACACAUUUACCCUGCAGCAACUUAAUUUAAGAGAUGAUAUAGGAUGAUGUGCAAAAUUAGGUGAGACCCUGAAGAUUGUGCACUUUUUAAAGAUGCUAUCUGAUGGAUUAUGUCGUAGAAAUACGAUUUUACAUAGUUGCUCAAAUUGUCUCAGAUUAAUUAUAUUGUUAAGGAUAGUCAGAAGUGGUCAGAAGGUUUCCCCUAGCAGAGGGAAGUUUUACCUAACACUUCUCAGACUGUGGCUUCAGAUAUAUUAGCUCAUGUUCUUUUACGUGAUAAAUGUUGUAAUACCAUUUUAUUUUUGCCUAGUCUAGUAGAAUAUUGGUAUCCAGGUUAGAAUAUUGUUCAGAAUCACUUGUUUGUAGACUGUGGAUUGUUGAAUGUUAGUGCACAUACAUUUUAUUGAUUUGUGCAUUUGGAGACAAUAUGGAAGGGCACGUAAAAUGUGAGAAUUGGGAUUGACAUGGCAAACUGUUUCCUUAUGUAUUGUACUCUACUUUUGCUCUCAGAAGAAUUUACAAAUUUGUAUCAAGAUUGGAAUUCUUGGUUUGAGUAACUGCAGACAUUAAGGGAUGUGAGUUUGACUCCAAAUCAAAAUUUUGAUAGCAGGAAUUAAAUUUACAGUCUCAGGAAAUGCUUUCAAUUAUUGAUCGGCAAAUGGAGAAGAAAUGAGAAAAUGGUUUGACAUAGAUUGAUGAGUAUUUGAUUUCCUGCUCAGAUUCACUUAUGUUUCUCGUAAGUUAGUGGUUAAUAAAAAAAAAUAAUGAAUUGCCCAGUGGUUUGAUAUAUAAAUGGUUUUCUUGAAUAAUAUCAUUUAUCUUUGAAAAUAUGUUCUUUUUAACCAUGCCUACGAUACAAAUAAAAAGAUUCACACUUGAAUAGUUCUGUAUGGUAAAUUUUCAGUAUUCAAAAGUUAAUACAAUGAAAAAGUUAAAAAGCAUCUCUUACAAUGACAGGUUUUGUUUAAAAAUGUAAAAUUAUUGAUAUAUUUUUUCAGAUAAAAAUAAAUGUUGAAAAGUUAAUGCAAAACCAAUAUGAUUCUAUCCUUCUCAUUUCAUGUUCAAGACUAUGCAGUACAUUUCCUGUCUCAUACUUUGGCACAUGAUCUUAAGAGUAAUUUCAACACGGCUUGUCAGAUUUUAAAGUAGAAAAAUGUGAAUUGGAAACAAGAAUUACUACAGUGUACAGCAUUUAUUACAGUUGGUAAUUCCUAAGUUGCCCAUCAUUUAGUUUACAGGUGUUUACUCUGUGGAGGUAUGUAAAUUACAGGAUCUCUUUUACCAGGGUAGCACAGCAUGAUGCCUUACUGAAUGAGUAAGGGAUAUAUUUGUGUGACCUUCAGGUUUAUAAAAAGAACGUGCUCACGAGAAGUAUGUUGAUGAGUUGAAAUUAAAGGUUGGAAUCUGCCAGAGGAUUGAUUUAUAUGGGACUUUGAAAAAAUCCAUUGGUGAAAAUGGGCACAUUUAUGGGACAUUUUAUACCAGGUUCUUUCUUCUUUGGUUUUGGCUUGUGGUGGACCAUCCAAAUAUGGAUCAAUUUUUUCCGUGCACAAGGCAAGAAGAACCAGCCAUUCCGGUGCCGCGUGACAUAUCCAUGUAACUGCUUCAGAUUGAAGUGUUGCAGCUCCACCUGUUGGGAAGGAUUAUUGAAAGUGUUUCUAACAGGAUUUGGGAUCGUAGGGGAGACCAUCACAGGGUUUGAUGACAACUGGCAUUUUGUUCACAUGGGCAAUGCACAGCAUAUUACAAUGUUCUUCAUGUUUGGUCUGACUGGUGUAGUGGAUCUGAUGCAUUUUUACAAAGCCCCUAUCCCAAAGAAAUGUGACUAUCUGUCUGUUGUACUGGCCCUGGUGGUGGAGUGCAUCUUGUUUAUGUUCCACUUACAUGGAAGAACAAUGCUGGACAUUCACGUUCACACCUUGCUUAUCUACACUUUAUACCUUACAAUUGCAGCAGUUCUGGCAGAGAUGUACUUUGACAGACACAUGUUGGCAGCAUUUAUUCGUUCAUUUCUAUUUUUGGCUCAAGGAACCUGGUUUGUACAGGCAGGCUUCAUCUUGUACAACCCUCUUCCCGGAGCUUUGCCAUGGAAAGAGGACAGUCCUCAUGAAGUGAUGCUGGUAACCUUGUUUUUCACGUGGCAUUUAGGCUGCCUGUUCGUGAUCAUGCUCUGCAUAGGAGGGGUAGUAAACUGCUGCUUGCGAUAUCGAGGAAGCAACUGUCGAAGGGAUGAUAUGGCCAUGCAAAGACUUCUAGAUACAGACUCUAAUGGACAAACCAUGGUGAGGAUGGAUGCCUCAGACAGUGACAUUGAAUUCCAGUCAGUCCCAACUAGAAUUGCAGAUGAUGAUCUUUGAAUACUGAUGAAAUCUUGAAUAAUGAAAAGCAGCAUGUGAUCAGUGACAUAUUUUAGAAGCGACAUAACUAUCAGUUAGAAAAGAGAAUGAAGAGGAAUUCAAGAUUUUUUUUACAUAAAAAAAUAGGCACUGAUAUGAUAUUUUCCCCUUGCCCUUAGGCUUCGUUCACAUGGAAAAUCUAUUUUAUAAAAAUCUA
This is a messenger RNA of Lingula anatina, 3147 nucleotides long. RefSeq names its product transmembrane protein 45B-like. Lineage: Eukaryota; Metazoa; Brachiopoda; Lingulata; Lingulida; Lingulidae. The record is from RefSeq and is a predicted model, not a curated record.